Molecule: messenger RNA, 1547 nt
Organism: Lottia gigantea (owl limpet)
Lineage: Eukaryota; Metazoa; Mollusca; Gastropoda; Lottiidae
Exons: 4
Coding region: 96-425 (109 amino acids)
Biological process (GO): positive regulation of autophagy; negative regulation of retrograde protein transport, ER to cytosol; negative regulation of VCP-NPL4-UFD1 AAA ATPase complex assembly
Cellular component (GO): endoplasmic reticulum membrane
Source: RefSeq, a predicted model, not a curated record
CCUUUCAGUUGAAGAAAAUAAAAAUAAAAGUAGAGAUUCUAACAACUGUUGGCUUUUUGAUAGAAUUAAACUUGACGAGGAGUGAAUCUAGGAAGAUGGGAUUGUGUCUGCCAUGUUUAAAUGGUUCGGCCGAUGAUUAUGAGCAGCCUGAUCCGGAAGAAAGAAGAAGGCAAGCCGCAGUGGCAGCAGAACAGAGACAAAAAACAGAGGAAAGUCGUGGAGUUAAAGACCCUGAAGCUUUGAAAAGAAAACAACAAGAACGAGAAAAGAUUGAGAAAGAGGCUGAAUCUCGCGGAAUGACGGGUCAAGGAGAGGGUUUAAAGAUUCAACUUGAAGCCGAGGAAGAGAUUCAAAAUGGCUGUGAUCUAUGUUCGUAUGUGUAUUAUUUCUAUGUAACAACUUCUUCGUUAGAAACAAUGGCGUAGUUAACCAUCACUUAUUUUCUGUCUUUCCUUACUCACAAAAGUCAGCUUCAUUUACAGUAAAAAAAUGGAGGUUUACUUCCAAUUUUCUCCACCUGAUUGAUUUCUGUUAGAUUUUCGGCUGAUAACUCUUCACCAGAUUGAGUUAUUGAAGACAGACAACACCAUGCAGUGUGCAAUGAGGGAGAUUUCGUCGGACUACAUUCAAUAAUAAAAGUUGAUGUCCUAUGGUACAAAUUGAUGUUAUCAAUAUCUAAGAUAAACACAUGAAAAAUUUAGAAAACCUCAAUCCCGUUAAGAAAUAGAACAACAGGCAACAGAUAAAUUAUAACCAAAUUGAGACAACAAUUAAAUUCUCAGAAAUAAUAACACAAUUAACUUUAAAUAAAUGCUUCCAUUAUUUCUUUUUUUCAACAGUAUUUUAACAUAAACAAUUUCCCUAAAAUAAAAUCAUAUCAUACAACUCAUAUAAAUGCUUCUAUUUAUCUGUCAGUAUUUGAACAUUCUAAACCCAACAAUUUACUUUCUCCAAUAAACUUCAACUCAAACAGAGCAAUAAAUUCUUUUAAAUUAACAGACAUAUUUAUAAUAAUUAUAUUAAACUUAAGUAAAUACUUUGAUUAUUUUUCACAAAGCCAAUUUCUAUGAUUAUUAAUACCUCACUUCCAAAAUAAAUAAAUGCCUUUAAAUUAACAUAAAAUUUGCAUAAAUUAUAAUAUUUCUAUAGUAAAUUAACAUAAUAAUUGUCUUAAUUAUUCCAAUAUCCCAAUGAAUUUUACAUUUUACAUAAUGCUAAAUUAUAUUUAUUUCAAAUCUGUAGAAAAUUCAGAAAUUAAUAAUUUUGUCUCAAGUCUGCAUCAUACAAUAUUUUAAUUGUUCACGGAAGAACUCAAAUAAUUCAGAAAAUAUUUUAUCAAAAGUUAAAAACAUAAUUUCCGUAAUAUUAAAUACUGUUAAUUAUUUCAAUAAUCGUUCACGAAGAAGAUUUUCCAAUUUGACGGCAUCAACUCCAAAUUUCCUGAUGCCUUCUGCUAAUUUCUCUGUUGCCAUGGCAUCUUCAUUCAAUUCCCAUCUGAAUACAUUUUCAUCUACAGUCACUUUUUCUAUCUUUUGAGACUUGGCUGA